Messenger RNA from Cydia splendana, 1527 nucleotides. RefSeq lists its product as uncharacterized. Lineage: Eukaryota; Metazoa; Arthropoda; Insecta; Lepidoptera; Tortricidae. The coding region runs from base 71 to 1522 and encodes 483 amino acids. The transcript is spliced from 5 exons. The record is from RefSeq and is a predicted model, not a curated record.
AGAAAAACAAAAAGUAAUCGAUGCGAAUAAAUUAGCUUACUGCAGCGAAUUUCACAAUUUAUAACUUAAAAUGUCGCUAAUUGUGGUCGAGGACGAUUCGAGCGACGAGCUAGCAUCAGCUAGCUCACUAGUGUCUGAUGGCGAACAAGGCAAACAUGUACUCGAAAACAAGAAUAAAGCGAGCGCACAAGAGUUGACUAUGGAUGAGAGAUCUUACGACGACGCAGAGACCGUAUCUACUGCGGAUAAUGAUGAUGAAGAAAAACCCCUGUUAGAACUAAUGAAGCACCUAAUAAACUACAACGGCAAGCAGAACACUAAGCUGACAAACAACCAGCUCGUCGGCAUCCUGAAGAAGGAGUUCGAGCUGGACCCCGCCAACCUGCACUUCAUCAGUGUGGACAUAUAUAUGAAUGUGCUGAAGAAAUUCUUGAAAAGUUGGCCGCAGUGGGAUGAAUUUGAUCAGGUAAUGCAUGAAACCCGCUGCAUGGAUGACCACGAAGAGAUUGAAAAAAUGCUGGACAUUGAAUACACAUCCCUAAAGGAAUACCUUGCCACCAUUCUGAAAGCGACCGAACCGUUUGCCAGAGAAGCGGCCCAGAAACUGAAACGAAGCGAAGAAAUACCCGAAUCCAGCAAAGCGGUCCCGGGCAAUGUUGUUUUAGAAGUAAAUUGCACCAGAGAUCAAUUAAAUAAACUGUUCUUUCGAAAACCACAUCCAGAUCACAAAAAUUCAAUCUUCAAUAUAAACUCUGACGUACCAUCAAAAAUAUAUGUUAACCAACAAACUUUUCAAUCCAUGCUGAAUUCAUGCUACGUCAAUAUUACUAUAAAUAUGGCCUGCUUUAAGUACAAAAGGGAAAUGCUGCCAAAUUUCAAGCAUAAGCUUAUAAAUAAAAAUCUAAGACAGAUUCAACGGGAGCCGAAAUUAAACACCCAUUUGCAAUCACCGAAAAACACGAAAACUCAAGGAGAUGUAGCGAGAAAAGACUUGAAAUUGGUUAUAGAGAAAAUCCAACGGUCAAAUAGAUAUAGUAUUCAGCAGCAACAAGACGUAGAUAUGAUAUUUAAGACUAUAAAUGAAGAUUUGAAAGUGUUACCAGCGACAUACAAUUAUGGCAGGGUGGAGAUACCUUGUUCAUUCAGGUUUCAUAUGAGCGAAUAUCCAUAUGUGAGGCAUUUGUAUGAAGAAGUUGAUACGGAAUCGGAGAAGUAUGAUUUGCAGUUGCAAGAGAAGAUUUCACCAAUGGUGUGGUUCCAUAUAUCCAGGUUAAGCCUGAUGAUCAGGCCGACGAACACGGACAGCAACUGGCUGAAGCUGGAAUGUUCCAUCUGUCAGACGACAUAUCACGGCGUCCAGGGGAUAGAGGCGUUGAAGGCACAUUUUAGAGAAGCCCAUCAGAACGAGCCUAACUGGUCCUGCACUCACUGCGACAAGGAGUUUGCGGCUACGCAGCUGGCAACCGCCAGGUGGCACCACCACUGCGAUAACAUAGAGGAACACAAACUGUUUGAAAAUUAACUCCC